Molecule: messenger RNA, 660 nt
Organism: Zasmidium cellare ATCC 36951
Lineage: Eukaryota; Fungi; Ascomycota; Dothideomycetes; Mycosphaerellales; Mycosphaerellaceae
Exons: 1
Coding region: 1-660 (219 amino acids)
Biological process (GO): meiotic joint molecule formation; meiotic DNA recombinase assembly involved in reciprocal meiotic recombination; double-strand break repair via homologous recombination
Cellular component (GO): Swi5-Sfr1 complex; Swi5-Swi2 complex
Source: RefSeq, a predicted model, not a curated record
AUGUCCUCGCAAGAACUACCUCAAUCGCAGCGACAGGAACUUGAGUCAGCAUCAUCAAUGGAGACUACUAUGCAGCAAGCAGAAGCAGUGUCGUCCAAGGAGACGGCGACACAAGAAGCAGAACCGAAGCAAGAAGUUGCAUCAUCCGAGCCAGCAGUCCCGUCGUCAGACGCAAUUCUCCCAAGCUCCCCGAGCCCAGCAAAACACCCCACAAACGAAGCAGAAAGCUCGAACACCGACACCAGCUCCAGAAAGCGUCCAGCAGACGACAUCGACUCAAACCCAGACAACAUCGCCCCACCCCCCGACCCAGCGCCAACAGCACCGCCCAACGCCAACCCAACCCUCCACCCCCUCCACCAAAAACUAACCGCCCUCCAAUCCCACCUCCACAACCUCCAAACACUCUACACCUCCCACCUCCACACGCACAGCACCCUCCCUUCCAGCCUCCCCCUCCCCACCAACUGGACGCCCAUGCAAAUCCAAACCUCGGCGCUCGAAACCGCCCACGCAGUCAUCAAAGAGCACAUCGCGCUGCUGCAUGGGUACAAUGAGAUUAAGGAUGUGGGGAUGGGGUUGUUGGGCUUGGUGGCGGAGAAGAGGGGCGUGAGGGUUCGGUGUGUUAUGGAGGAGUUUGGGGUUGGGGAGGGGGAUUAG